Messenger RNA from Magallana angulata, 2404 nucleotides. RefSeq lists its product as uncharacterized. Bases 48 to 2225 code for a protein of 725 amino acids. NCBI's taxonomy places the organism in Eukaryota, Metazoa, Mollusca, Bivalvia, Ostreida, Ostreidae. The record is from RefSeq and is a predicted model, not a curated record. Gene Ontology annotation, molecular function: chitin binding. Gene Ontology annotation, cellular component: extracellular region. The transcript has 7 exons.
UACAAGAAGGAUACCCGUCAUUAGAUAACCAGACACUAGGAUACACCAUGUCGGGCGUUCUCUGGGUUCUGACUUUGGGGGCAUUGGUUGCCGGUUGCUGGGCCGUGGAUCAGACCCGACAGCCCGGGGCCCUGGGGGCCUCUGUGGUCGAGUCGGUGGUCAGCCUCAUUAGGGAGUCCUGUCUUUUCGCAGACGACAAACGUUUUCUCCGACGUCUGGCCUACGUGCAGUCAAGAGACGGGACGGAUCCCAAGACCUACGGCAGGAGUAAUUAUCAUGGCGGAAUCUGGCAGGUGGACCAAGAUAAGUUCCGGGAAACCCAAACGACAUCUGGACUGCAGAACGAGAAGAACAUAAUCAGAAACACGUUCGGAAUCAACUGGGACUACGUCACGUGGUCGGAUCUUCGGAAACCCUUGUACUCGGGUAUUGCUGCCGCACUGUAUACUAAGCUGCAUAGUGUAGUGGCUUGGAGGAUAGAGGACCAAGCAAAUACCUAUGAAAGCUUGUUUCAGUCAUCUGGGGGCCACAAUUUCACAAAUUUGGCUCAGCUUCUCGACCAAGGUUGCCAUGGAAAUGAAGCAAUCGAUUUAGUUUUUGUUGUUGACAGUUCCAAUUCCCUAUCGAGUGACGAUUUCACCAGAGCGAAAUAUUUCAUGAGUAACGUUGUUGACGCUUUCAAUAUUGCGUCGGACAAAACGCGUGUUUCGGUUAUUACAUAUUCCAAUUCGCCCCGGAUUGAAUUUCACCUGAGUGCACACACAUCGAAAACUCCGCUGAAAAACGCAAUUCAACACUUGCCUUUCCAUCCCGGAUCUACAAACACGGCGGCUGCUUUACAAUCGGUAAUAAACAGCGUUUUUACGUACAGUCGUCCCAAUGCAGCAAAAGUUGUCAUCGUCAUUACAGACGGGCAGUCUGAUGACGUCAUCAACACCCAACACGCUGCUGAUAACGCUAAAAGUGGCGGCGUCAUAAUGUUUUCUGUCGGCGUAGGUUCAAGGAUUGACACCAGUGAGCUCAACUACAUGGCCUCCACGCCGUCUUGUACCCAUGUGUUCACCGUGUCAGGCUAUGACGAAAUACGGGCACUCAAAGAAGAACUCAUUCAGAGUUCUUGUCGAGCUCCCGUUUACAUAAACAGCACAUUUAGCUGUGUCAUAGAGAAAUGUCCACCACUGGCUGUUUUGACGUCGAUUCCGGGAGUCACAUUGGAGACAAACAUGACUUGCGGGGUGGGAAACAUCUACACAGCCUUCAACAACGCAUACCCCGGGGAGAGCUACUACGAGACCAUCAACUCCGUGUCCCCCGGGAACCCCACCUCCGUAUUCCACAACUCCUCCGUGGACCAGACCCUGUUCAUCAACCUAGUGGACGCCCUCAAGAACCAGGCUACCGACAGCACGGGCUGUACCAUCACCAUCACCCCCUUCCACGGGGACCACACAGACCACACCGUCAAGUGCUACGUAGAUGGAAUAAGAAUUGAAUGCCCGGAUAAUUGCAAAGAGAAAUGGAACUUCCCCAAUCCUUGUACCAAAGAUAACCUGGAAAAGGGGGUCUUGAAAUUUCCCCAUCCCACGGACGUCACAAAAUACCUUAUGUGUGAUUUGUCAGGGAAGCUCUACAUCGUACAAUGUCCUCAGUUCGAGUCGUACUACCAAUCCUGCCAGCAAUGUGUCGGCAACACCUCAUCGUCUUGUAUAGUUGGCAAGAAGAACUCUACGGAUUCUUCCCCAUGCACGCUCGCAAAUCUCCAGGCUGGACGUUUCUUUUUCACCUAUCAGGCGGACAACACCAAGUUUAUCCAUUGUGACGUGUGGGGUAAGGCCUGGCUCAUGUCAUGUCCGGGGGGUGAGGUCUGGGACCAGAACAUUCUUACCUGUCUGACUUCCGGUUCCGGAACUCAGUCGGGGUCGACUCCAUUUUCUCCGAUCGUCCGUCCGCCAUCUUCCACCAACUAUGGCGGCGAUGAGGUUAACGGUUUCCUCUGCUGUCCGACAUGUCCUCGCUUUUCACCUCCUUGUACGCAUGACAAAAUAAGCGCGGGAAAGCUGUUUCAUGGCAUCGCUGGAGAUCGGCACCAUUACAUCCAGUGUGACCUCACCGGAAGGAUGUAUUGUCCAAUGAGCUGCGCACCGGAAGCAGAUGGGUCUCUUGAUUACUUCAACUACUUGUCGCAGACAUGCGUGGACGGGGCUUUGUCUGGAAUUGUCGGUUGAUUAAAACAUUUAUGCAGGGGGUUUUUUUUCUUGCUCGCCUCAAUGACAUAUAUUUUAUUAUUUUCAUGCUUUGUAAAAAAAAAAACACGAAUAAAUGCUGACGAUUGUAAACUUAUAUGCUAAUUAGACGUGAGAUUUAUAAUUCAUCGAGUUGUUAACAAAUAAACAUUUUCUGUGAA